GUUUGCCUUUAUGUUAAUAUAAGUAUUUAAACAUCACUGCAGCAUCAGUAUUCCAGUUUGCCUUUAAAAAAGGGCAUAUGUGUAUUGUGUAUUACAUGGUUGAUCCUAUACAAGUAUUAUUUUAAUAAGAAGAAUGGCUUCAUGAGUUGAAUGCUGGGGUUCAUGAUUACUAGUGAAUGUUAUUAUGCUAUUGGCACAAACCUCUUGGACACACCUGUAGUUCUGAUGACUAAUCCUAGAUAAUAAAUACUUGUUUGCUGUCUAAUUUGAAAAUGAUUUUCACAGAGCCACAAUGUUAAAGAGGAAGAGGAUCCAGCCUGCAGUGGAUGCAAUAUCGUGGGUUCUGUCUUAAAGGGAGAAGCAGUGUUUUAUAGAAAAAUAUAUUGAUAAUAAUAAAGAUGACCAACUUGCAGCCUCCUGCUGUGGCAGUAGAGACCCAGAUAUUAAAAGCUGAUCCGAGCUCCCAUGGAGAUUCAAAUACAGACAGUUCAAACUCACAGAUGACCAACUUGCAGCCUCCUGCUGUGGCAGUAGAGACCCAGAUAUUAAAAGCUGAUCCGAGCUCCCAUGGAGAUUCAAAUACAGACAGUUCAAACUCACAGAUGACCAACUUGCAGCCUCCUGCUGUGGCAGUAGAGACCCAGAUAUUAAAAGCUGAUCCGAGCUCCCAUGGAGAUUCAAAUACAGACAGUGCAAACUCACAGAUGACCAACUUGCAGCCUCCUGCUGUGGCAGUAGAGACCCAGAUAUUAAAAGCUGAUCCGAGCUCCCAUGGAGAUUCAAAUACAGACAGUGCAAACUCACAGAUGACCAACUUGCAGCCUCCUGCUGUGGCAGUAGAGACCCAGAUAUUAAAAGCUGAUCCGAGCUCCCAUGGAGAUUCAAAUACAGACAGUGCAAACUCACAGGUGACCAACUGGCAGCCUCCUGCUGUGGCAGUAGAGAUUGGAAAGCAAUCAAGUUUUUCAUAAAAAAUAGGAUCACUGCAAUGAAAAGUAAAAUGUAAUGAAAUGCCAUGUUGUUUGAGACAAUUUGCACUAACCUCACUCUUCAGGUUCCUACACACAGGUUAUUUAUUGUUUUUGAGUGUGUAUUUAAUAUUUUCGGGUGUGUUAUGUGGAAUGUGCCUGCCAUUAUGGGUUGGCCUGGGUCUAUACCCUAAGUAAAAAUAAUUAAAAACAAGCUCUUGCCAAGAGCAGCUUUCUUUUUUACACAAAACUUUGUUUUGUACAAUGUUUGUAUUUAAUAUUUUCUAGUUAUGUUAAAUGUACCUGCCAUAAUGGGUUGGUCUGAGUCUAUACCCUAAGUUUAAAAAAAAUGUUUUUGAGAGCAGCUUUUUGUCCACAAAACAUUGUUUUGUACAAUGUUUCUUGAAUAAAAGUCUCCAUGAUACAGA
Limanda limanda (common dab) is the source of this 1396-nucleotide messenger RNA. RefSeq lists its product as uncharacterized. The record is from RefSeq and is a predicted model, not a curated record. The coding region runs from base 399 to 971 and encodes 190 amino acids. Lineage: Eukaryota; Metazoa; Chordata; Actinopteri; Pleuronectiformes; Pleuronectidae. The transcript has 7 exons.